AUGGCCAUGGGGCUCCAACAGCAGCAACACACGCAGGGCUCGCCGCCCAUCCACUUCCCCGGCGACUUUGUUGAGUACGGCCAGCAAUACGACAGCCAAAACCACAGCGACCCCGCCAACUCGCAACGUCAAUCGCGCGGCGAGGGCGGCGGGAAGAGCAACGGCCGUUAUCGAAGGCCCCGUUCCCCCUCGCUCGACGACGAUUCCCGCUUCACCACCAGGCCCAGCGGCGGCGGCGAUGAUCCGCGGGCAACCAGCUCAGACGGUGCCCUACAUGAUGCCGUGCUCGCGCAGGCGCCCCAUCAACAGCAGCGCGUAAUCCCAACAAACGGUCGCGGCGGCGGCCAACCUCGCGCCGCAGGCCCUCGCGCACCCCCCGCCGCCAACGCCUCACAGAACCGCCGCUCCCAGCCCCCUCCGAUCCAGUCCCAGCUGCCGCCCUACAUGGGCGAGAACCCCGACGAAUGGAGCCCGGCAUCCAAGGACGCGGCGGCCGCGGCGGCCGGCUACUCCCGCCGCCGCACGGAGCGCCACGCCCGUCGCCAGUCUUCCACCGGAAGCCGCGCCCCGGGUGCCCCGGAUCCGCCCCAGAUGAGCGGCGGCGCAUCCCCCCGCGGGCCCCCGGAGAGCCAGCAUUCUACCAGAGACAGACUUCCCUCUCAGCAACCACAACAACAGCAACAGCAACAGCAACAGCAGAUCCCCAAUCCGGCGGGUGGUCUGCGCCCACCCUCCCCGCCAGGCGUCAAUGAGAGCGUCCUGAGCGACAUCAGUCGCGUCAACAGCCCCAGCAUCUCCAAAAGCGUCCUCGAACCCCUCCAGCGCAAGAUGCUCGAGUACCACCGCCUGAUGGACGAGGCCCAAGGCCAGAUGGCGCAGUACGACGAGGAGCUCCGCCUCCUGCAGGAGCGCCGGCGCCAGGCGGAGCAGCGCUUCAUUGACGCCAAGGCCAAGCACGACGAGUACGAGCGUCAGCACCUUGAUGUUGAGCGGGCGCUGCGCGGCGAUUAUGCCCCGCCGGCGGCGCCGCCGCCGCAGCCGAUGCCGCAGCAGAACCAGCAGCAGGCGUAUCAGAAUAGUCCGCCGCGGACGGUGCCGAGGCCGGCUUCGAGUCUUAUGAGCUAUGACGAUCGGCCGAUGAGCGGGCAUAGCUCUGUGCCUAGAAAGGGAAAGCUUAGAUUCAGUCUGUUUGGGAGGUAG
Colletotrichum orchidophilum is the source of this 1200-nucleotide messenger RNA. RefSeq lists its product as uncharacterized. The transcript has 2 exons. The record is from RefSeq and is a predicted model, not a curated record. The coding region runs from base 1 to 1200 and encodes 399 amino acids. NCBI's taxonomy places the organism in Eukaryota, Fungi, Ascomycota, Sordariomycetes, Glomerellales, Glomerellaceae.